Molecule: messenger RNA, 1617 nt
Organism: Corylus avellana
Lineage: Eukaryota; Viridiplantae; Streptophyta; Magnoliopsida; Fagales; Betulaceae
Gene: RBL13
Product: RHOMBOID-like protein 13
Cellular component (GO): membrane
Molecular function (GO): serine-type endopeptidase activity
Source: RefSeq, a predicted model, not a curated record
CCAACACACGAGAAAGACGCACAGAACUCGCUCUCGCACCACCACAAAGCCCCAAAACCCCUCACUGAUCUCACACGAGAAAGACCCACUCCGAAUCUCCUCUCUCUCGCACCGAGCUCAGUCCCACUCACUCCGAAUCUCCUCGCUCACAGAUUCGAUUCAUUGAGAGAGAUAAGUUCUUGGAUUGAUUUUCAAGAAGCACUCAGAUUGGUUCUUUGUGUCAAUUGGAAUAGUGGGCUGUGAUAUAUGUUCACUUUUUUGGGGUGGGUUUUUAUGAUCUGAGUUUCUUUAAUCGAUGAAUUCUGAGAUGGGUUUCACAUUCUUUUGAUGGAUUACUAAGGUUUUAAAACCCCUUUAUUUUGGGGGCUUUGAAGAAGCUGCUUACCAUGUUUGAUUAUUCUUGUGGGGAUUUAGUUUGAAACAUUCUGGAGAUAGAAGAGAGAAAGUAAAAGGGGGUGUUAGAGAUGGGGAAGCCUUUGUUCUAUGAGAUUUUGGAAAAGCCGGCCACAAGUUGUAUUAUAGGAAUAUGUUGUGCAAUAUGGUUUUACAUACAGAAGAAAAGCAUUGGGUAUUCACAUGUGGGUUUGAGUUAUGAAACCGCCAUUGAAGGGCACCAUUGGAGGAUAAUAACUUCGGCUUUCUCCCAUAUAAGUAUUCUUCAUCUUGUUUUUAAUAUGAGUGCACUUUGGAGUCUGGGGGUAGUGGAACAGUUGGGGCAUGUUGGCCUUGGUGUGGAAUAUUAUCUUCAGUAUACGUUGGUCUUGGUUAUAUUAUCAGGUGUGUUAGUUUUGGGAAUGUACCAUAUACUAAUUCAAAGAUUUAAGAUUGAGUAUUUUCGGAGAGUGACAGCUGUUGGAUAUUCUUGUGUUGUUUUUGGGUGGAUGACAAUUCUAUCUAUGAAGCAACCUUCUUCAAAGUUGGAACUUUUUGGAUUUCUAUCACUUCCGAUUAGCUUCGCGCCAUUUGAGUCUCUUAUUUUUACUUCAAUUAUUGUUCCACAAGCAAGUUUUCUUGGACACUUGUCAGGAAUCAUUGUUGGGUAUGCUAUUGCUUGGGGUUUAAUCCAUGGAAUGAACAAUUACUGGGCGGUUUCCAUGUUGGGCUGGAUUGUGCUUGUGUUUGUGUUUAGUUUGAAGCGAUCCAGUGCAUAUGAUUUCAACUUUCUUGAGAUUGAAUCUGUUACAGAUCCUUCCUUGCCUUCUGUGCGGUUUCUUGCAUCAGGUAAUGGUAGAACCUUGCAGAUGAGUGCUUUACCAGUUGGAGAUGUGGAACUUGUGUAAUUUCCAGUCAAGAUUUUUUCAUAUAGUUGGAUGUGGGCUCGACUCACUUUGGAGUUUUGUUUUUGUAUGAUUUUGAUUUUCCAAACUAGAUGAUUACAUGUAAAACUGUUAUAAAGUUACGAGUGGUAAUGCAAGUUUUUAGGUGCAACUCUUCAACUCAUUUGAGUGGCAUGUGCUUGCUGGUGCUAUUCAAUGCAUUAUAGAAGUUUUUUGGUUGUGGUUAGUUAGCAAAAUACGUUAUUGUCAAUUGGAUUUGUAGCUCUGCUUAGUUGAAUAGCUUCUGCAGAAUGUUACCAUUGCUUUGUCUAAGAAAUGAAAGUGAAUUUGUUUAUUAUGA